CAAAUCUUUUUACAAAUGCAGGCACGAUACGAAACCAGACAUUUAGUUAAACUAGUUAAACGGCUGUAUCAGCUGGCCCUCAUUCGACGACGCUGUCAGAUCUCGGAGUUUCGGUUUGUUUCACGUGCAGAUGUGACGAGCAGAAAAAAGGCCAUGCCUUUGUCACAUUUUGAAGAAAAGAGUGGUGCUGUUGUCUGCCCGACUCCAUGGGGAGGCUGGUGGCAAACGGUUGGAGAAGUUUUCGUUGAAGUCAAAGUUCCCAAGGGGACUCGAGGCAAACAAGUCUCCAUUGCCAUAAAGCCAAAGCACAUAAAGUGCGUGGUACACGGGAACACAAUAUUUGAGGGCAAUCUGUGCAGAACAGUUGUAGCCGACGAGUGCACAUGGACUAUUGAAGAGCAAGAACGUGUCACGUUACUCCUUGUAAAGUCUGAACCGGCCAGUUCCGAGAAGGUCUGGGAAUCCCUUCUCGAAGGACGGGUUUAUGCUCCAGAGCCAGUGGUGAUGCACGAAAUGAUGAAGAAACUAGACUUGGAAAAAUUCCAACUGGAAAAUCCAGGGUUUGAUUUCAGUGGUGCAAAGCUGGAUAAAGCUUAUGACAACAUACCAGGAGUCCAAUCAGCUGUAGAAGCUGAACAACUAACGAUGCUCGACAAAUUUCAACAAGCAAGAGAAAAGUCUGAGCAGGAUGGAAAUUCUGAUGUUAUCUCCUAAAACACAGCGUAAUUUGUAUUUAUACGAUGAGGUGGUCAAUAAAUGUUUUAGAAACUAA
Ornithodoros turicata is the source of this 772-nucleotide messenger RNA. RefSeq names its product nudC domain-containing protein 2-like. Gene Ontology annotation, biological process: protein folding. The record is from RefSeq and is a predicted model, not a curated record. NCBI's taxonomy places the organism in Eukaryota, Metazoa, Arthropoda, Arachnida, Ixodida, Argasidae. Bases 16 to 714 code for a protein of 232 amino acids. Gene Ontology annotation, cellular component: cytoplasm. The transcript has 2 exons.